This is a messenger RNA of Hippoglossus stenolepis (Pacific halibut), 5116 nucleotides long. RefSeq names its product platelet-activating factor acetylhydrolase 1b, regulatory subunit 1a (gene pafah1b1a). Gene Ontology annotation, biological process: nuclear migration; brain morphogenesis; microtubule organizing center organization. The record is from RefSeq and is a predicted model, not a curated record. The transcript is spliced from 10 exons. Gene Ontology annotation, molecular function: microtubule plus-end binding; dynein complex binding. The coding region runs from base 1 to 1233 and encodes 410 amino acids. Gene Ontology annotation, cellular component: neuron projection; neuronal cell body; cytoplasmic microtubule. NCBI's taxonomy places the organism in Eukaryota, Metazoa, Chordata, Actinopteri, Pleuronectiformes, Pleuronectidae.
AUGGUGCUGUCACAACGACAACGAGAUGAACUAAAUCGAGCGAUAGCCGAUUAUCUACGUUCCAAUGGAUAUGAAGAGGCAUAUUCCACUUUCAAGAAGGAGGCGGAAUUAGAUAAUAAUGAAGAGUUGGAUAAGAAGUAUGCUGGCCUUUUGGAAAAGAAAUGGACCUCAGUCAUCAGAUUACAAAAGAAGGUGAUGGAGCUUGAAUCCAAACUGAAUGAAGCUAAAGAGGAGAUCACCCUGGGAGGACCCGUCAGUCAGAAGCGUGACCCCAAAGAGUGGAUCCCACGCCCACCAGAAAGGUAUGCGCUGAGUGGGCACCGCAGUCCGGUCACCCGCGUCAUCUUCCACCCAGUCUUCAGUGUCAUGGUGUCGGCUUCAGAGGACGCCACAAUAAAGGUUUGGGACUAUGAAACAGGAGACUUUGAACGCACACUGAAAGGCCACACAGAUUCGGUGCAGGACAUCUCUUUUGACCUGACAGGAAAACUGCUAGCAUCCUGCUCUGCUGACAUGACUAUCAAGCUUUGGGAUUUUCAAGGCUUUGAAUGCAUCAGGACCAUGCACGGACAUGACCACAAUGUUUCGUCUGUAGCCAUCAUGCCCAAUGGAGAUCACAUUGUUUCUGCCUCGAGGGACAAAACCAUAAAAAUGUGGGAGGUGGCAACUGGAUACUGUGUGAAGACCUUCACAGGCCACAGAGAGUGGGUCCGUAUGGUGCGGCCAAACCAGGACGGCACACUGAUCGCCAGCUGUUCAAAUGACCAGACAGUGCGUGUUUGGGUUGUGGCUUCGAAAGACUGCAAGGCUGAACUGCGUGAGCACGAACACGUGGUGGAGUGCAUCUCCUGGGCACCAGAGAGCGCCCACCCCACCAUCCAAGAAGCCACAGGCUCUGAGACCAAGAAGAGUGGUAAGCCAGGCCCCUUCCUGCUGUCUGGCUCCAGAGACAAAACCAUCAAGAUGUGGGAUGUCAGCAUUGGCAUGUGCCUUAUGACACUGGUCGGCCAUGACAACUGGGUGCGAGGGAUCAUCUUCCACCCUGGAGGCAAGUUCAUUGUGACCUGUGCAGACGACAAGACCUUAAGGAUCUGGGACUACAAGAACAAGCGCUGCAUGAAAACCCUGUGUGCCCACGAACACUUUGUUACCUCUCUGGAUUUCCACAAGGCUGCUCCCUAUGUUGUCACUGGGAGCGUAGAUCAAACAUUAAAAGUGUGGGAGUGCCGCUGAUCUGGACCUCGGAGGAUUGGACCACCACCCUAAUUACCCAGGCGCUCCUCUGGAUCCCAUCUUCCCUCCUGCCAUCCCACCUACCCCUUUCAUCCCAACACCCCCCUCCCCCCACCCCCUCAUCUAAAAUUAAGUCUCACCCGCACAUCUUCAUCUCCUCCGGCUGCACUUACCCCCAUGGUUAUUUACCCAUCGCGCUCUCUGGUCCAAUAACUUUUGUCCUUCUUUGUAAAUUAUUCCUGGAUGUAGAUCAAGCUAUUAAAUGUUACACAAAAAAGUAUUCUUGCAUGGUAAUCCAAAAUUGUAUACUGUAAAUUUACAUAACGUUGUCUAGAAGUACCAUAGGUUUAACACGGGGCUGGCCGUCUGUCACGCAGCCUUACCGACCAACCGAAGGCAGAUGUUUUUGACUGGGUGUAAAAUGUAGGGCACUAAAAACCAAUAAUUUAAGAAAUGACAGUGUCUUUAUGUGUAAGAUUUAUUUUUGUCUAUUUUUUUAUUUAGGAUUUUUUUCUGUUAUUUCUCUCCUUCACUGUCGUAGUCUGUUGGUGCCUAGCUUGGUGAAACUUUCGAGAGAUAAGGCAGGAGAAGCAUAUAUGACGCGAUAAGAUGCGAUUGUUUGUGGGGCUUUGUUAUUGAAAUAAUCUGUAGCUUUAUAACGUCACUUCUCAAGUGUGCAUACCAUUUCUCUUCAUGUGGAACUAGGUAAUAUUUUAUUGGCUGUAUAUACGAAUGUUUCAAACUGUUGUCGUUGGACCUUGGGGGUUUAAAAACAGCUUUGUACUCUUGUCAUGUUGGCACAUGAACCACUGCUAGGCUUUAGAUAAAUGAUCCCGUUCAAUGAAUCUGCAGUAAAGAAUAAAAAGUUGAAACGUUGCAGAGCGGCUUUGUGAAAAACCCAAAGUUUUUUACAAGCAGCCCGAUGUAGCAAGCAUGUUUGUUUGGCUUUCGCUGUUAGUGAGCACCUUGGGUCACAGCAGCAGUUAGGGGAUUACACCUAUUUAAUCUCUAGCACUUGAUAAAGACCUUGGGUGUGUCUCCCUCCACCAGACGAUUUCCUGUGACCUUGCAUGUCAGACUUUUGACAGACAGACUAAACACUCUGUCCACUACUAGUCUCCUGACCAGUCAGUCUUGGUUGAGAUUGAUGUACCAUAGGAAUUAGGUAAAGUCAGAAGAUGCUCAGUCGACCCAUGAUGCAUCUGAAAGCCACUAACAGAAGCCUCAUGUGAAACAGCCCUGCUAAAGAUUUAACUAAAGGCAUGAUGAGGAGUCAAAGUAAGGCCCCCUGGGUUUGAUAUCUGGGAUGUGCAAAGAUCUCUUAAUUUUAGGGGUGAAAUUUAAGUUCUGCAUAAUAAAAAUGGUUUUGAGUGGAAAAAACAGUUUUCUGUGAAAAUAUGAAUUGUAAAUUUAGCUUGUUAUAGAGAGAUUUGGCAAUUUUGUAUUAUCGCACUAAAGGAUGAAGUGGAUGGGAAUGAAGGAUUGGUGAGGAAGAGCUAGCAGCGGAUGAGCUCUGUUGAGGCUAUUUUGUUCAUCAGAGGGGUCUGAUGUAGAGGUUGCGGUUUUAUCGGACUGACUCCUUGCUGAAAAAAGGUGGAGAAACUCCUGCAUUAGAUAAAAGAGGAGAAUGAUGAAGCCUGAGCGACGAAGAUCUCUGCAGACAAACCCCACAGACAACCUCAACAAUCUUUUGAGUGGCAUUCCUCAAAGGUUUGACUUUUGAAGCCGUGACUGUAAAAUGAAAGACUGUAAAAUGAGCGUAAACCAGGCCGUGCUGUAGAAACGACCAUUCCACUCCCCGCUGGAAGACAAAAACAAUGAACCAUCAUGCUUGUGACUGUUGCUGGCGCGGUGAUUCAUUAAUCUUGCACAUCCCUGUUUUCACUAAGUCUUUGGUCCUUUUUAAUAAUGAUCAAAGACGACAUUAAAAUUGAAUGAUGUUGAUAAAUGCAUAAACCUAUAAUUUCUGAUUAGCCUUUUCAUUCCAAUUCAGUUCUUGGCUAAUAAAGAAUUCCACUGCUUAACUGAUCUUAGCUUAUUUGCCAAGUGUUCUUCUUCCUGUGUGUGCUGGACGCGGUGAUCUGCUGCUCAAGCUCCUACUAGUGGCUACUGUGAGCCUACUGUGACCUGUUGAUGUAGCACUGCUGCAUGUAAACCUGCACCAGCAGCAGAGCCGUCAGAACACUGAGCGUUCACAAAGACUCAAUUCUGCUAUUCACAGACCAAUUUGAUUGAAUAUUGAUGUGAGAAAAGGUCUGUAUUUAAAGUAGUUUGACAUUUUGGGAAAUAACUUGUUUGCUUUUUAUGCAGAGAUUUGGAUGAGAAUAUUACAUUUCAAAGUCGAGAAGAGAAUUAAAUAUUGUACAUUUUUUGAAAAUCUAAAUUUGUGGACUGACAGAGUUAACAAAACAGAGGUGUAAUGCUGCAUUCAGGCACUGUCAGCAAAAUGGGAGGAAUAAACACGUUUUUUUUAUGACUCAUCACUCCCAACUGUUUAACCCUAGUGCUGGUAUUACCCUUGUAUUUAGAGCAUGUGUUGAUAACACAUGUAUUUAGUAGUUUGUUGUAAAAUUAGAUGAAUGGAUUGUAUCAACCAGCAGCAGCAUCAUUUGCAGCCACUCUGCCAACAGUUUGUUGACGUGUUAGUUAUUUUUUUAUCAAGGUGGAAAUAAUCGUUGUCAGAAAUCACCUAUAUCUUUGACCAAUGAUUACAAGGCUGAUGGGAAUGUUUCCAUUCUUCCACUCAAGCUGAAAAUGAAUUUCUAAACGAUGAAAUGUGAAUGCAGCAUGUGUUGACUAACUUUCUGGAGUCCCCCUGGUUGCCUGGCAACUGCUAUCUUCCAUUGGCUAGAGUCAGGCUAUUCGUCUGAUUCCAGUUAUGCUAAGCUAAGCUAACCAUCUACAAGCAUCUAUCUUCUCAUCUAAAACUAUGUAAUAUAGUGAAUUCAACCUUUUUUCCCAAACUGUCAGACUCCUCCGGUAACAUCACUGAGUGUGUAUGAGUUCAGACAGCUCUGUUCCCUGGUCGUAGAAAGGCUGGUCGUGUUGUGUGUGAUGCAAACUGAUGAAGGUUCACCACCUCCAUCUUCUGUAAAUGCAAUGGGAUUGUGGCAGACUAGGAUGUUCCUAAGGAGAAACCCUCUCCUUCAGGGAAUAUUACUGAUGUCUCCCUUUGAUAUGUGCCCCCUCCUCCGCCCCUGACCCUUACAAAGGUUUUUAUUUAGUUUUAUUUUAUUUUCUACAAGCUGUUUUCUGAGUGGAGAAUCAGCUGUUUUUUGUAGUCCUAUUUGACAUGGCUAAUGAAGAUGCCAGUGUGUUCAAUGUUCUAGCUGAAGCCAAAAAAAUGGAGAUGUGUCAGAACAAUCUGGUUUAAAAAAUGACGCUCGUCUCCUCAGGAUCACGCUAUGACAUGCCAGACCGUAAAAUGUAAAUUUAAAGGAAUAAAAUCUUCCCUUCUUUGGUUUUAUUGAAGGAAGGUGUUUAAUCGAAGGUCAGGAUGAUGUGUGUCCUGAUUCUUUUGUAAGAAAAAGUAGAUAAAAAGCAGCGGCUGGUGUUUGUACACCAGUGUGUGCCCUGUUGAAGAAAAUCCCCCUUUGCCAUUUGCAGGUCCCAAGCAAUCCCUGUGCUGCUCUGGUUUUGGUGUAUGAAGGGACUGACAGACAGGCCGUGACUGUCUGGAGGUCAUUUCCUGCUGCCUCAGGUCCACCUGUCCUCUGUAACCUGCCUGUGAACCACAUGUGAGGGCUUCAGACUGCACAACAAGCUCCGACAGCAGAGCUCGUGAUGUUUUCGCCACUAUGGUCUCACUCUUCACUCAGCAAACUGUCAACAAUAUACCUGGAUGUCAUUAUUGUUUGCAAUAUAAUAAAAGAAGUAAAAUCUG